CACUGUGUGUGUGUUGUGGAUCUGUAGACUAGGGCUGUGAACAAGGGGUCUUUGUUCUGUGUCUGUGUGUUUCAGACCACGUCAGGGGAGGAUGUGAGGGACUUUGCCAAGGUACUGAAAAACAAAUUCAGGACCAAACGAUACUUCGCUAAGCACCCCCGUAUGGGCUACCUCCCUGUGCAGACCAUCCUGGAGGGGGACAACCUGGAGACUCCCGUAACUCUGAUCAACUUCUGGCCGGUAGAUCAUGCGCCUGCGUCCUCCCCCCAGCUUUCCCAUGACGACACCCAUUCACGCAUCGAGCAUUACGCCAGCCGGUUAGCUGAAAUGGAGAACCGUAAUGGAUCUUAUCUGAAUGACAGUAUCUCACCCAAUGAGAGCAUUGAUGAUGAACACCUGUUGAUUCAGCACUACUGUCAGAGUCUGAACCAGGGCUCUCCCCUCAGCCAGCCACGCAGCCCCGCCCAGAUCCUCAUCUCCAUGGAGAGUGAAGAGAAGGGGGAGCUGGAGAGGGUGCUCAACGACCUGGAGUCAGACAACAGGAAGCUACAGGCGGAGUAUGACAAGUUGAAGAAGGCCCACGACCACAAGGGUCUGUCCCCACUCCCCUCACCCCCGGAGAUGCUGCCCGCUUCGCCCCAGAGCCCACGGGACGCCGAGCUGAUCGCUGAGGCCAAACUGCUGAGGCAGCACAAAGGACGGCUGGAGGCUCGCAUGCAGAUCCUGGAGGACCAUAACAAACAACUGGAGUCACAGCUACACCGGCUCAGACAGCUACUGGAACAGACUGACUCCAAGGUGAACGGUACAGCCCUGUCCUCUCCCUCCACCUCGUCCCAGCGCUCUGACACCAGUCUGCCUCUGAUGCGUGUAGCAGGCAGCCAGACUACAGAGACCAUGGGUGACGAUGAGCUGUCGAGUCCGUCCCAAGAUGCAUUGGGGCUAGAGGAGGUGAUGGAGCAGCUAAACAACUCCUUCCCCCACAGCCAAGGAGGUCGAAGGGGAAACCAUUGAGAGGACUGAGUGUAGGCAGUCUGUUCCACAUGGCAGACGACCUGGGUCGAGCCAUGGAGUCAUUGGUCAACGUGAUGACGGACGAACAGAGUGGCGAGUAGCGGAAGACGAGGGCCCGCCCCUUACCCACUCCCCAACCAACCCCCUCCCCCGCAUGCUUUUCUAGUCAAAACAACUGGAUUGGACACGUUUACAAAGAGAAAUAUACAUAUAUUUUUGUGAAGGAUCAGCAUUACAAAACUUGUAGAUUUCAGUAGUUUCUUAAAAGUAUCGAAAAUGGUUUUAUUAACAAAAGGCAGGUUUUUAAACUUCUAUGCAAUUGUAUAAAAACAUAAGAGAAAGAAAACGUGUGAAUCUUGUGAACGUCGUUCCAUUUCUUCCUAUGGAGCAUUUCACAACAUUUGUAUCAAAAAUAAAGAUUGUAAACAUAAGGGUGCUUUAUAUUACAAAACUAUGUUUAUUAUAACAACAAAAGAUGAUAUACUGUAAAGGCAAUGCAGUUGUCCUGUACCCUUUCAGCGUAGAGAGACUGACUGUGUGUAUGUAUGCACGUUUGUGUGUGUCUUGGUACGCAAGGAUGUGUGUGACGUGUGUGUGUGUGUGUGUGUGUGUGUG
Molecule: messenger RNA, 1629 nt
Organism: Oncorhynchus gorbuscha (pink salmon)
Lineage: Eukaryota; Metazoa; Chordata; Actinopteri; Salmoniformes; Salmonidae
Product: dystrophin-like
Exons: 10
Coding region: 163-1014 (283 amino acids)
Biological process (GO): synaptic signaling
Cellular component (GO): plasma membrane
Source: RefSeq, a predicted model, not a curated record